Messenger RNA from Aedes albopictus (Asian tiger mosquito), 2260 nucleotides. RefSeq lists its product as uncharacterized. The transcript has 2 exons. Bases 160 to 1923 code for a protein of 587 amino acids. Gene Ontology annotation, biological process: DNA integration. Lineage: Eukaryota; Metazoa; Arthropoda; Insecta; Diptera; Culicidae. Gene Ontology annotation, molecular function: nucleic acid binding. The record is from RefSeq and is a predicted model, not a curated record.
GAGAUUCUCAGCCUCACGAAGCACAGCGAGUGGCGGUGGAUUUCCACGAAGAACAAUAUCGCCGACGAUUUGACGAAGUGGAAGAGCGGCAGCAGUUUGGAUUCGAACGGACCGUGGUUUCGAGGUCCGAGAUUCCUUUAUCAGCCGGAACAGCGAUGGAUGAAGCAGGAAGUGGUAGAGCCGAACACGCCAGAAGAGGUUCGGGCAUGCCAUCUGUUCCACGACCUUUCAGCAGAAGAGCCGAUGGUCGACGUGUCCCGCAUUUCCCGUUGGAAAGUGCUGGUCCGGACGGUAGCAUGCGUGUACCGUUUCAAAUCUAACUGCGUCAGGAAGCGGAAAGGGCUGGCGAUCGAGGCUGUUCCGGCACCACCAAGAGUGCGAAGCGCAGCGAAGAAGGCAAUACCAGCGAUAACAGUCCCACUGAAGCGAGAGGAGUAUCAGCGAGCGGAAACGUACCUGUGGCGGUCGGCGCAGGCCGAUGUCUACGGAGAAGAAAUCAAGACGUUGGCGAAGAACCGUGAAGUUCCACGCGGCGAGUGGCAGCCGAUAGAAAAGUGUAGCAGCCUGUACAACGAUAGCCCGUUUUUGGACGCGGAUGGUGUGCUCCGGAUGGAAGGCAGAGCGGCUCAGGGUUCAUUUCUCCCUUUUGAAUUGCGGUUUCCGGUGAUUCUUCCGAAGCGGCAUCCCACCACUCGGAAGUUGCUUGAGUUCUAUCACCAGCAGGCGGCUCACGCAAACGCGGAGACAGUGAUCAACGAUGUCCGGCAACGUUUCCGGAUCCCGAAUCUACGAGCGGAGUUGAAGGCGGUGGCGAAGGCUUGCGUGUGGUGCAGAACAAAGAAGUGCGCGCCGAAGAUUCCCAGGAUGGCUCCCCUUCCGUUGGCGCGGAUCACUCCUGGCUGGCGGCCGUUCAGCUUCACAGGGCUGGACUAUUGCGGUCCGGUCACAGUUACUGUUGGGCGUAGGUCGGAAAAGCGAUGGAUCUGCCUCUUCACGUGCAUGACGACGAGAGCGAUUCACCUGGAAGUGGCCCACAGUUUGACGGCGCAGGCGUGUUUGAUGGCGAUCCGGCGUUUUGUGUGUCGGCGGGGCAAACCGGUGGAAUUCUACUCCGACAACGGAACGAAUUUCCAGGGAGCGAGCAAAGAGAUUAUGUGGAAGAUAGAGGGGGACUGUGAAGAAGCGAUGACGGAUGCGAGGACCAGGUGGAAUUUUAAUCCACCGAGCGCGCCCCACAUGGGCGGAGUUUGGGAGCGGCUAGUUCGUUCCGUGAAAGCAGCACUGGCGGUGCUAAAUGACGGAAGACGAUUGACGGACGAAGUGCUGUUGACUACGUUGGCAGAAGCAGAGGAUCUGGUGAAUUCGCGUCCGUUGACGUACUCUGGACUUGGUCCGGAAGCAAGCGAAGCGUUGACACCGAACCACUUCGUGAAAGGUCCAGAGGUGGCGGUAGAGCGGGUUCGGAAGACAGACGAGGGUGAAGCGUUGCGGGACCUCUACAAGCGAUCGCAGGCACUGGCAGACCGCCUGUGGAAGCGAUGGGUAGCGGAGUACGUGCCAGCAAUCAACCAGCGUACCAGGUGGCACGCAGAGGUACAACCGAUCAGCCAGGGCGACCUGGUGUAUAUAGCGGACGAAGGAGCGAGGAAGAGUUGGACGCGAGGCGUGGUCAGCAAGGUGUACCCAGGCCCUGAUGGACGAGUACGGCAAACACUGGUCAAGACGGCGAAAGGGGAGUUCAGGCGUCCGGUGGCGAAGUUGGCUGUGCUGGAAAUUCAAGCGCGUAACUCUGGCGGCGAUGGAAGAUCCCCCCCCGGAAUUACGGGGAGGGGGUAUGUUAGGACAACCCAACAUCGAGCAACCGUCCGCACGGCGCAGAUGAAGGUGACAGCUGGGCAGCGGUAUGGUGUGCGUGAUAGGUAGGCGAAUUGAGGUCGUCGAAUUCCGACAGGCAGAAAAUGUAAACACAGAGAGAGAGAGAGUAGUAGAUGAUUUGUACAUUUAGUAGGAUUGUGGCCAUUGCAAAUUUGGUGAAAUAGAAAAGUGAAUUCUAGUGCAAAGUUUUAGUUUGCUAUUUGUUAAAGAUUUUGUUUGAGUGAAAGCGGACGAUAUUGAGAACGAGCUGGAGAUCCGGGAAGCUAGAUAGGGUAUUUCGGAUACAGCUAUCAUCAAGCGAGUCCCGAGCAGUCGAAGAUAACCUGAAAGGGGUAAAAAGGGAUUAAAGAAACUAUAAAAUGUAAGUUGAUAAAAGUAGUUUUAA